This is a messenger RNA of Balearica regulorum gibbericeps (East African grey crowned-crane), 1152 nucleotides long. The record is from RefSeq and is a predicted model, not a curated record. NCBI's taxonomy places the organism in Eukaryota, Metazoa, Chordata, Aves, Gruiformes, Gruidae.
AACGAACUGAUGGAUGAAGAUGAGAAGGACAGGGCAAAGAGGGCAUCACGCAACAAAUCUGAAAAGAAGAGGAGAGACCAGUUCAAUGUCCUCAUUAAAGAGCUUUGCACGAUGCUGCAGGGCCACGGCUACCCUCUCAAGAUGGACAAGUCCACAAUACUGCAGAGGACCAUCGACUUCUUACAGAAACAGAAAGAAAUCACAGCACAGACAGAAGCCUGUGAGAUUAGACAAGACUGGAAGCCUUCAUUUCUUAGCAACGAGGAGUUCACCCAGUUGAUGUUAGAGGCACUAGAUGGCUUUCUCAUUGCUCUUACCACUGAUGGGAUUAUUAUUUAUGUAUCUGAUAGUGUUUCGUCUCUGCUUGGACACUUACCGUCAGAUUUGGUGGACCAAAAUAUAUUAAACUUUCUGCCUGAGCGGGAGCAGAGCGAGGUGUACAAGCUUCUUUCUCCACAUGUGCUCAUGACAGAUCCUGUUGCAGCUGAUUUUCUAAACGCGGAAAAACAAAUAGAGUUCUGCUGCCAUUUAGCAAGAGGCAGCUUAGAUCCAAAUGAACCCCUGAUGUAUGAAUAUGUGAAAUUUGUAGUGGAUUUUAAAUAUUUUACUCAUGUGCCUACACCCUCCUGUAAUGGCUUUGAGUCAGCUAUUGCACGAGCUUUCAGGUCAGCCACGGAGGAGCAGAUUUGCCUCGUAGCAACUGUUCGGCUUGUCACACCACAGUUCUUAAAGGAGCUCUGCAACGUUGAAGAGCCAUGUGAAGAAUUUACAUCAAGGCAUAGUUUGGAAUGGAAAUUUUUAUUCUUGGACCACAGGGCUCCACCUAUUAUAGGAUAUUUACCCUUUGAGGUUCUGGGAACGUCAGGGUAUGAUUACUACCACGCAGACGACCUGGAGCUUCUUGCUAGGUGCCAUGAACACUUGAUGCAGUUUGGCAAAGGAAAGUCCUGUUACUAUCGGUUCCUGACCAAAGGCCAGCAGUGGAUAUGGCUGCAGACCCACUACUACAUCACCUACCACCAGUGGAAUUCCAAACCCGAGUUCAUCGUUUGCACUCACCUGGUAGUUAGUUAUGCGGAAGUUCGAGCUGAAAGAAGGCGAGAUCUCGGCCUUGAAGAGUCAUCAAUUGAACUGGCAUCCUCUUCUCUAAAG